UUUAGAUAAAGAAAGAAGCACAAAAUCAGUACAAUGCCACACAAAUAGCAAAAAGUAUUAUGAAUAAAACCAUCCCAGUUAUUUUGUAUAUAUUGUGUUGUUGUGGACAGUUGACCUUUUGUGCAGAUGCUAAAUGUCCAGUACUGCCUAAAGGAUGCAAAUGUAGUGUUAAAAAAAACAAGCUAGGUGUUCGCAUAUUGUGCAAUGGCUUGCAGACAAUACCAUUCCAGGACUUACCAAGCGAGUUAAAUGCAGAUAUAGAAAUUUCUAGAAACAAGAUAAAGUAUAUAAACAAAACUUCAUUUCCUCAUCCCAACCGAAUACGAAAAUUAGUGCUGAAAGAUAAUUCAAUUCAACAUAUAGCGUCUGGUUCAUUCACUGGGUUUAACACAUUAAGGAAGCUUGACUUAUCUGGAAAUAAAGUUUCACAAAUAACACAUUCAACAUUUCAAGGACUUCAAGAUAUAUCACUAAAUUCUCUGGAUUUGCGUAAAAAUAGGAUUGUAUCAAUCUCAAAACGGGCAUUCAAUGGAAUGAAAAUUGACAAAUUAUUUUUAAAUGAACAGCUCAAUAUUUAUAACAAGAAAAUGUCAAUCAUUAUAUAUGAAGAUUUCUUAACAUUAUCUUUGAUUAAAACAGUAAAUUUAGAUGAUAUUAAUCUUUCAUGUGACUGCAAUCUGAAAUGGCUGACAACUUGGCUACACAAUGGUGACAAACAUGUGAUUUCGAAAAAGUCCAUGUGUUUUUAUCCAGCUCAACUACGUGGAAGGUUGAUUCAAGAUUUAACACCUGAUUGGAAAUGUGGCGAACACAAUCUGGUAUUUCCACAACUGGAUAUUCAACCGUCAGUGAACCAAUAUGUAUUUAAAAACGAUUCAUUCAUUGCCUCUUGUCAGUCACCAUGGCUACCAAAAGCUGAGAUGGAAUGGUUUAGUGAUGGUAGCAAAGUAAUACCAAAAUCUGGGGAUGUUGACAUUCAACACUUAAGAGAUAUUUAUACUGCUUCAUAUACAAGCACAGUACAUAUUAAAAGAUUAAAUUGGAAAAGCAACACUAAAAUGACUUGCCGUUUGACUGUUCGUGGUUCUGGGGAAAUCAAAACAUCUGUGAAUUUGUUCAUUUCUUCAUUUGAUGCAUCAUCAAAUUAUUGUUUGCCUGAUGUCACAAACACUGAACGUGGAACAAUGGCUUGGCCUACCACAUUAGAUGGUGCUACUGUGCAGUCUUCCUGUCCUUUCAGCGGAUCAGGAGUGGCAGUAGCGUAUCGUACUUGCAGCAGAGGAACAUGGAGUUCAGUGAACGCUGUUAAUUGUUAUUUUUCACGUAAUACAACUGCAGAACUGCAAAAAUUUUACUUGAUGGCGAGUGAACGUGAUUUUAGAAAAAUUAAAUACACUGGCAACCGGUUUAGUUUCUACUUCACGCGCAAUUAUCUGUCGAUUAAAACCAAAUAUGACCUCUACUUUGUAUAUAAGACAUUAUUUGAAAUCAUGAAAACUUAUGAGAAUUCUAAUGGCUCGUAUGCUCGAUUCUUCUGGAGUUCAGUUGGUUUGCUUGCAGAAAGUCAUAUUGAAUUGAGUACUAUGGGAGAUGUUCUUUAUGGUAAAACUGGUGGUUGGAGAUUCUGUGAUUUACUCAAGUUAUUUGUUGUGCAAGAGUCCACCAAAGUGGGUAAACCAUUUACAAUAGACGAUCACAACCUUGUUGCAGGGAUAUCAUACAAACAAAAGCCAAAAGAUCCAAUUGAGUGCGCUACAUUAUCUGAACCAAAAACACAGCAUCUACAAGUUGCCUGUGGAAAUAAUACAGCCACUAAGAUGUCUACUGUAUCUUUCCAAGUAGCUCUUGGGUCGAAAGCAAAUCAAGUUCGUAUCACAAGUAUUGCAUUUAACGUCACCACUUUCUUUCAAUCAAAAAACAAGAACUAUUCUUUUAUUGCAAGUCCUAUAGUUGGCUUGGAAGUGUAUGAUUCUCCAUUACAAAGGAAUCAUAACACAUCUAAACAUUUUUUGGUGUCUUUUAAACCCGAGUCCUUGAAAUACCAUAAAAACCCCAAACUUGUGUUUUGGAAAGAGAGUUUAGGUUGGACAGAAUCAAAGGAUUGCACUAGUCUGACUCUCUUCACAAACCUCACUCAGUUUCAAUGUAUAUUUCCUUCGCAGUUUUUCGACAACAUGGUGUAUUUUAGUCUGGCAAUGGAUAAAUUUGUACCUGUUCGCUUAAAAGCAAACUAUAUGGAAGCUAUACUAUACGUUGGAGCUGUACUAUCCUGUCUCCUUCUUUGCGCAACACUGCUCGUCUAUAUGUUGUUCAGACAAUUACGAUACAACCGAAGUGACGCAGCCACUCUUAUGAACCUGUGCUUAGCCUUAAUCUUCACAGAAAUCAUCUUUGCUGUCGGUAUACACAGAACUGAUCAUAAGUUACUCUGUCAAGGUGUUGCUGUUGUCCUUCAUUAUUUCAUGUUAUCCACGCUUAUAUGGCUUGGAUGUGGAGCCCUGGUACUCAUUCAAAUGCUAAGGAAAUACGCUCGUUCAGUGAGUGAAGAAUAUGAUCCAGUGUUGAAAUACUAUCUGGUAGCCUGGGGUAUACCUCUCAUCAUAUGCAGCAUAACUGUUGCAACUUUAAAAGAUGGACCAGACGAUCUCGCGUACUGUUGGCUGCCACGCAACACGUCUCUUGGCGCUUUUGUCGUUCCGGCUGGUCUUUUUUUCGUGACUGAUUUCAUUCUAUUAUGUUACUUACAUGCUUUGAUCAAUCGAGUUUUUCCGGAACCGUUAGAACCAGUUACGAAAGAAGAACCGGUUGAUCGAGACAAAUGUAAUCCGAAGAGUUGCAAAUACAAAUUAAAGGCAGCUGAAAAGUUAGUGAAUGGGACGCCAAAACGUGAAGAACUACUGCAUUUUUUGCAUGGAAGUUUGUUCGUUCUACUUUUCUUUAUUUUGACGUUCACAUGCACGUUAAUGAUGUAUGCUUACAAGACUUCUUCCUCUCGCUAUUUAUACUAUUUCUUCUGUUACGCUGCUGCGAUUUUCAAUCUGUGUAUAGGCGCAGCUAUAUUUUUAUACCACUUCUUCAAAAGAAAAGACGCUGUUAACUAUGUAACUCAGUUUGUAGCACACCUUCGCCAUCAAAAGCACGCACCAGGAACUGAAUUGGAAGAAUUAAUCAACUUAGCUGAAAACCACACGCCUACAAUCGAAAGAAACUCGACUAAUCUCGAUCAUGCUUACGAACGUUCAGAUAUCGUGUCGGAGCAUAACUCGAACAAUCUCGAUAUGACACAUGGCGUGUACGGCCUCAGUGAUCAACUUCAGUCAGAAGGUUCGCAAAUUAUCGCUUCGGUUCGUGUUGAAACUGCCCCCGCGUAUGACGGUCGGGGCGAAUCGUUGGAUGAGUUGGAUAACGUAAACAAACGGUCUUCAAACGCGAUCAGUUUAUCCGCCAAUGAAUCCGAUGCAAAUAUCGGAAAUCCAGUCAAAGAAACUUUAGACAAAAGGUUUAAUAAGACCCAACAAAGUCAGUCAGAACUAAGCGAUGCCGACAAAAGAUCGAACGGAGGCCAAAACUCCAUCGGAGAGUGUUCAUUAACAUCUUCUAGAACAAAAAGAGUACGGCCGAAGAAUCCCGAUAUACCGGAAAAUAUUAAAUCAUUUGUGCCAGAAAACUGGCGUCCUGCAAGGCGUCGUGAAAAGAAAGGAGGCUCGUAUUAUCCUUAUUUUCUGUCUGAAACUGCGCCUGUAACGGCUUCUCUUGCAUAUAGCUCUAAAUCAAGCUCCUUAGCAAGUACAACUGUAAGUGGUGUACCAUUAUAUAUCAACAAAAAGCGUGCAGCUAAUAAUUUAGCUAUGUACAAUGAUUUAUUUGCGAAUAACAGACCUCAAAUCAACCCGAUGGCUCCAAUAAGACAACCCCUCCCACCUAAUAUUCCAAUGCAUAUAGUGCCAGGGCCUGGCUACCCAAUGCAUGUUCCGCCCAGUCCUGGGUAUUCACAUAUUAACAGCCAUCAAACUCAUGCUGGUUUGACCAUGUUAAACCCAGUGCAAGAGCAAAAUGUGUCGCCCUCUUCAAUUGAUUCAAAUUCACCCGAUAUGGCGUUAAAUAAUAACAAACCAGACAUUGAAUAUAAGGUUGAUGAAAAACAAACAAAUGAUAAUAUUAAUGGUAAUACUGAUAAAGUUGAUGAAAUAGAAGAUGAAGAAGAAGAAGAGGAACUUCCUGUAGUGGUUGCACCAAUCAUUUACGUUCCAAUGCCACACGUGACUAAGAAACAGUUUGAAUGGCGUAGUGAAACAACGGUGUGAGAAGAAUAUUUAUUUUGGCGGAGACAUAAAACGUGACAUAUUUUUAUUGUUUUUUAUUUACUAAUUUAUGAAAGAACGAAAUGGGUAUUUUUCGGAAUAAUAAGCACAGCAAACUCGACUUUACCACUACGAUUAAGCACAUUCAUAUACUGCAACAUAACACUGAUGUUGUUAAUGUCCACUAUGCUGCUGAUAUGAACAGGGGGGUUUUGUUACCCUUUAUUCCGUAAAAUACUUAAUUUUUACUAAACAAGCUCUGAGUCGAUUAUUUUCAAGCAACUUUUUUUGUGUGGUCAUAAUUUUUACGCAUAUAUGUAAAGUGAAACAUGAACAGAAUGACUAUUUUUUUAAAUAAUGUAAAAUUUUAUAGCUUGUGAAUAGCUAUCCACAGUGUAAAAGUAGCUUAAUUUUUAUUUGUUGCUGUCCCACAAGUGCGGCAGCCAUUUUUGUGUUUUUUUUUGGCCAUAAUGCGGUUUUAUGAAACAGAGAAAGCCAGGGAUUUAACUCGAUUUUGAAUUCGUGUAAUUUUCACAAGAUUAUUUUCUCACGGUAUUUUUUAAAAUAGCAACUGAAAUGGUACGAUAAUUUAAAAUUUUACCAUGAGAAUUAUAAGUUCGGACUAAGUGUGAAAAUGCUAAAAUGAAAGCAAUGCCAUUAACCUUUUCGUCCUUCCCCAUAAUUUUAAGUGAUCCCCGCCCUGUCUUUAAAAUAUUGAGUGGAAAAUUUGCAAUAACUAGCCUGUGGGGACUUUUUUACUGUGGGAGAAUGUUUCGAAGGUUGAAAAAUAGAUAUAUUAACAGAGUAGAAAUAUAUUUUACAAACUGAUGUUUUUAUAAGUGAUUAAUAUCUCUGAAGGUUUUUAUGUUCUGUACAUUGUUUUUAUUUAUCUAUUUAGUUUUUUUAUCAGUAAAAUAUAGUAUGUGUAAUA
Molecule: messenger RNA, 5232 nt
Organism: Hydractinia symbiolongicarpus
Lineage: Eukaryota; Metazoa; Cnidaria; Hydrozoa; Anthoathecata; Hydractiniidae
Product: adhesion G protein-coupled receptor A2-like
Exons: 20
Coding region: 60-4304 (1414 amino acids)
Biological process (GO): cell surface receptor signaling pathway; G protein-coupled receptor signaling pathway
Cellular component (GO): plasma membrane
Molecular function (GO): protein binding; G protein-coupled receptor activity
Source: RefSeq, a predicted model, not a curated record